AUGGCCGACAUCACCGCCGUCGGUGAGGAGAACCCUUCUCCUACUCAGGACGACCUGCAGCAGGCCGCCGGUAACGGCGCCGCUGACAACCGCGGUUCCAAGCGCUCUCGCAUGAGCGCUGAUGAUGAUGACGAUGAUGAUGACAAGCCCGGUCGCGAGCGCAGGAAGAUUGAGAUCAAGUUCAUCCAGGACAAGUCCCGUCGCCACAUCACCUUCUCCAAGCGGAAGGCGGGUAUCAUGAAGAAGGCCUACGAACUUUCCGUCCUCACAGGUACCCAGGUGCUCCUCCUGGUUGUGUCGGAGACUGGUCUGGUCUACACUUUCACUACUCCCAAGCUCCAGCCCUUGGUGACGAAGCCCGAGGGCAAAAAUCUCAUCCAGGCGUGUCUUAACGCUCCGGACCCAACUACCAGUGAAAACGGUGUUGAUGCUCCUGAAGUCCCCGCGGAGACUCCAGAGGAUGUGAGCCAUAACAACGUCAAUCCUCAGCAGUCCAACAUGCCUCGGCCCGCUGGUAUGCACCCGGGGUACAUGACAAAUGAACAACAGCAGCAGAUGGCCUACUAUCAAAAUCUCCAACAGCAACAACAGACUAGUGGACAGUAUCCUGGAAUGCCUGUGGGCAACCGCAUGCCACCGCAUCAACCUGCUUAA
Aspergillus ochraceoroseus IBT 24754 is the source of this 654-nucleotide messenger RNA. RefSeq names its product MADS-box domain-containing protein. The record is from RefSeq and is a predicted model, not a curated record. Gene Ontology annotation, molecular function: RNA polymerase II cis-regulatory region sequence-specific DNA binding; protein dimerization activity; DNA-binding transcription factor activity, RNA polymerase II-specific. Bases 1 to 654 code for a protein of 217 amino acids. The transcript is spliced from 3 exons. NCBI's taxonomy places the organism in Eukaryota, Fungi, Ascomycota, Eurotiomycetes, Eurotiales, Aspergillaceae. Gene Ontology annotation, biological process: positive regulation of transcription by RNA polymerase II.